UCGUUUUUAGAUGACCCGACGCCAAUCGAACCCGACAUGGCCGACCAACACGCGUCUAGAGGUAGAGUCCGGGACUCUCACGACCUCUCGCUGUCCCCCCGCAACGUCACCCGGGAUUCGCUUGUGAAUAAUAUGCUCCUGUCCCUCGACCAGUUCUCAUUGGGACACACCACAUCCACAAGCGGCCUGUUUGGCGGCACGGCGCUGACAUACGACGACCCGCGACCCUGGGCCCACGACACCAACACCUUUUCCCGCGGCUUCCCACCAUCAAGAUCGAGACACCAGUACUCGUACAGCUCCGACUACGACGACGACUCAAACCGAACCUCGGUCCAGCUGCCCAGAGCACGGAGCCGGAGCCCGCCUCGACCAAGGAGCAACAGCAGCUCCAGCUUCCAGGCGCCCUAUCCCAGGGUCAACGGCCCGGGAGAUCCUACCCAGCGCACUCGACCCCGAGCCGGCACCAAGGACAGCACCAGCACGGCCAGCAUCGACGCAGGUUACCCUCAGAACAUCGCUGGCCCCCCUAGCUGGGCCCGUAGCGGCUUCAGGCGCUCGGCGAGCUUCGAUCUCGGGCCGUCGCAGUUGCAAACGCAGCUCAAUGCGCCGUUGAUGUCCCCGUUCCACCUCGACUUCCUGAGCAACUCUGCAUCUGACGACUACGGUUCCGCACCGACGCCCACGAUCCCUGGAGGGCCACGACGUGUAUCGUCCAACUUGGCUUUCCCUCGCCCGCCACCCGACCCAACUGAUUUCCCGAGUCUGGAACGUAACCGUAGCCCGACUCGUUCCGUCAAAAGCUCUUCGGGACGCACCAAACGACCGGUAAACCACCAAUUGGUAGCACCUGCCAUGGCCCUAAGCGACUUCGAUGCCGCUCCGGCACCUAGCGUCAGCUAUGGCAAAUCUAAAACGGAUCAGCUCGCUGCCUCCCAGUCUGCCGGGGGACUUUCACAGCCCAAAGAGAAGCCGGGUUUCUUCAGACGUGUUUUCGGCUCCAAGGCCACCACACCCGCCGUUGCGGAUACUCCGGCGCCUCGCUUCACCGGCCAAGUGAGCAACACAGCCGCCCCUGCCCCGAAAGACACCCCGCCGCCGCAGCAGCAGUCAACACCUGUACUACAGAAGAAGCCAUCGUCCUUCUUCCGUCGUCGGAAGAAGUCGGUUGUUGACGAGGCGCCGCCUUUGCCGGGUGAUGUGCCUCCGCUUCCUUCUCUUGAUCCUAACCUCCAUGCCGAUCUUGACCGGCCCCCAGCAAGUCCUGCUAGCAGCCUAAGGCAAAUCAUGAAUCCUUACCUGCGAGAGAGCAUGGCGCAUCCUCUUGGCGAUAUAACCAACAGGGCAGCUGCCAGAGGAGUCGAAGAUGACGAUGAUGACGACAGAGCAGAUUUCCAGCGAGAUUUCUCACCUGACUAUGAACCAAGUCCCAGUGCGAAGAUCAGGGCGGUCCAUUCUGAUUCUGACCAAGAUCAAUCGUCCUCUGAUGAUCGCAAACGCCCCCAGAACGGACUCGAGCACAGGAACAAUUCCUUCUUGGAUCUUGAUGGAGGAAGUGAUAAUGAAGACUCUCCUGUUCGGCAGCGGGCUGCGUAUUCAGCAGCUGAUAAAGAGAAUCUGGCUUCUCCUACCACAUACAAGAACAGGGACUCCACUGGUACCAUUCGUGCCAAGAAGUCGCCAUAUAUUGCAGAACAGGACAAGCCGAACGACGGACCUGUUCGCCCCAAGGUGACAAUACCAACUGAUCGCCGGUCGACAUCCUUUGCCUCGGCAUCGACCGAUGACGGAGACUAUAGAACCGCCCCUAGUGGACCACCUAGCGUCCGCAUCGAAAGAUCGAGCGAGUCAAGCGCCAGGGAAAUGGGAACACUUGAUCUCCUGAAGAGUCGAGGCUUGGACGAACCCGAAUUCGUCAUUGGCGAGCCUACCGAAGAUGAUCGCCAGAAGGCGCUAAAGAUAUUCGAUGGAGUUGAAGACUUCAUCCCCAAGGAGAAGGCUGCUUCUUGGAUGGGUGAAGAAGGCCCUAUUCGUCAGCGGACUUUGCAAGCAUAUAUCGAACUGUAUGACUUCACAGACCUGAGCAUUCUUAAUGCGCUGCGUAAAGUGUGUGGCCGUUUGAUAUUGCGCGGUGAGACACAGCAGGUCGAUCGUAUCUUGGUGGCCUUUUCCAAGCGAUGGUGCGAUUGCAAUCCGAAUCACGGCUUUAAAGCGACUGACGUCAUUCAUACCAUUUGUUACUCUAUUAUGCUUCUCAACACUGAUCUGCAUCUUGCCGACAUCGAGCAGAAGAUGACCCGUAGCCAAUUCGUGAAGAAUACUCUGACAACAAUUACCCAGGCCGUCGAGGAGUCUGUUCCUGAUGCUUUUGAGCGCCCCAGCAUUCUACCCGAGAAGGGCUCCGUGCUUCACGACGGAGCGCGACCAGCAGCUGAGCCGCAAGAGAGGAAAACUUUCCGGAACUCAUUCCGACCUCCGCCCCGCACCGAUACUCAGCUAGGGGAUGCUCACGAUGAUUGCGGACCACUUGUCAAGACGUCUUUCUAUGGCCCAAUGAAAGCUUGGGAGGAGCAAAUCGAGAUAGUUUUGAAGAGCAUCUAUAACUCGAUUCGAGACGACAAACUGCCCUUGUUUGGCGCGGAGCCAGAGAGGCAUCUCAACACUAUGCCAUCGCAGAGCAGUCUGUCCGUCAUGGGCAUGCUCAAGAGGAGUCCUAGUGUCCUGAGCAAAGCGCCAUCAGAAAGCCAAAUGUCGACGCGAGGCAGGGUUGCAGAUAACAGCCGCAACGGUGGCUCGCGAUGGGCCUCCAAGAGCCGAUCACGGCCUGGGCUCGGGCGCAAUGGAUUCAACUCUAGCCGAACUAGCUUCGACGACUCAAAUUCUCUCUGGAGUCCAGCCAUGUCAUCAGCAACCUGGAGCCGCUACUCACUGGGACGAACUCAAGGCUCCAUGUCUCAGGACUCGUUUGGCUCAGCAAUGCCCCGAGGUGAUUAUCAGCAAUCUAUUGGGUUUGCAAAUGCUCUCAGCCAGGCCAUUGUCCGAGACGAUGACGCACAUGCCAAUGAUGGCAUGUCCAUCAUGAGCGCCGAAGUACCUGCCGCUCAACUACUUGACGAUGAAUCCCUGGAACUAGCAGGGCCUCCGUGGAUAAAAGAAGGCAGAGUUAUGCACAAGCAUCACUUGGAUGGGGUUGGCAAGAGAGCAAAGGAUCGAAACUGGACCGAGGUCUUUGCCGUCAUCCAAAGGGGGCAGAUGAGUAUCUUUUCGUUCAAUGCACCCAAGUCGACGCGGCAAAAGAGCCGCACAAGGAAUGCUGAAAAGGUCAACGCUCCUGUUGGAGGUGGUAACUGGCAGGACAAUGCUGUAAACUUGGGCACGUUUAACUUGCGACUGACCCUCGCUUCGGCGCUCCCGUCUCCCGGCUACUCGCGGUCGAGGCCAUUUGUGUGGGCACUGAGCUUGCCCACGGGAGCCGUUCACUUGUUCCAAGUCGGAACUCCUGAGAUUAUCAAGGAAUUUGUGAAUACGGCCAACUACUGGAGCGCGCGGUUGAGCACGCAUCCGCUGAUCGGUGGCAUAAGCAACAUUGAAUACGGAUGGAGUGAUAGCGUUAUCAACAACUCACUUGUUAGUGCCAUUAAUGACAAUGCCUCUAUCAUGAGUGGUGGCCGGAACUCACGCCCGGGCAGCCGUGCCACACAUGGUCGUCAAAACAGCGUUCAGAGUGUCAACCUGCCUUCUUCUAGCCUUGAUCAUGGAUCUGGGGCCUUCACCAGCGGACGCGGAAAACUACCUGGGGAUCGCAUCACGAUUUCCGAGUGGGCACCGCCAACGCAGAGCAUGCGACCGAGCAACUUACCGGAGCCGGAGCAGCUAGAGACACUCUCGACAUAUGUCAAGAGCAUCGAGGAUGAUUUACAAAACCACAAUCAACUUCGCAGCCCCAUGCUCCUCGCCUUCACCCCUAGGGGUAGCAACGCGAAUAAGGCCAUGGCAAAUUGGGAACGCAAGAGCGCAUACUUACUUAGGGAGAUUGUCAAGUUUAGAACCUACGUGGAUACUCUGCAGCAAUCAGAGAGCAGGAGACGGGAGAUUUAUAAGGAAAGAGAUUUGGCUCGACGGGCGGCUAGAGGCGAGCUCAGCGACGGCGAUAUGGACGUCAGCGACGAAGAUGGGGAUGAGACACUGCGGCCUUGA
Trichoderma virens Gv29-8 is the source of this 4197-nucleotide messenger RNA. RefSeq lists its product as uncharacterized. Gene Ontology annotation, molecular function: guanyl-nucleotide exchange factor activity. Gene Ontology annotation, biological process: regulation of ARF protein signal transduction. The record is from RefSeq and is a predicted model, not a curated record. The annotation marks the transcript as partial. Lineage: Eukaryota; Fungi; Ascomycota; Sordariomycetes; Hypocreales; Hypocreaceae. The transcript has 2 exons.